CUUUCUUUCCCCCGCCUCCACCGCAAAGCCCCCCCUCCCAAAACAAGCCAAGUCCCACAAAUCAGCACCCAGAAUCCAGGCCACGGCCAGGGGUAUACCCAGCAAGCAUAUAAUCAGCAAGCAUUUCAGCAAAAUGCUUCUGUCCCCCGGAUAGAGAGAAUACCAGGUGGAGCGCCCGCUCAGCAGGAUUUCCGAGGUGCAACUGCAACAAGCGAGGACAAUGUCGGAACCUUCAAUGGUGGCAGCUAUCGCGUCAGCCACCGUGAUGUCAACUCGAUUCUUACGGUGCAGUUAGCCAUGGGCGCACCACUCAUCGUCAAACCAGGCGUCAUGAUCUCGAUGUCAACCACCAUCACAUUGAAGGGAGAAUUCCAUUUCUCUUGGAAAAAGGUUAUUUCGUCAGGCAAAAUGAGCAUGUCCCACUACACCGGCCCUGGAGAGCUUAUCCUAGCCCCUUCGAGCCUUGGUGAUCUCAUGGUGCUUCCCAUGCGGGGAGAUAAAGAGUGGUUGUGUGGCAGAGAUGCUUUCUUAGCCCAUACCUCUGGUGUCAAGCAUGAUUACGUAUCCCAAAGUCUUUCCAAGGCCGUGUUCUCUGGCGAAGGUCUCUUCGUCUAUAAAUUGACCGGCACUGGGAUUAUGUGGCUGCAGAGUUUUGGUGCUAUCAUCAAGAAAGAUCUUGUCGACGGUGAGUCCUACUAUGUCGAUAAUGGUCACCUAGUGGCCUGGAACUGUAAAUAUACCCUGGAGCGUGUCGCAAGUGGCGGUAUCAUAUCAAACUUCGCAGGAGGUGAAGGGCUUGCGUGCCGAUGUGAAGGGCCAGGCACAGUGUACUUGCAGACGAGAAACCUGAAUGCAUUCGCCAUGCACAUGAAGGUCAGCACCGCAAGUGGCUGA
This is a messenger RNA of Penicillium chermesinum, 894 nucleotides long. Its product is annotated as AIM24 family protein. The transcript is spliced from 2 exons. The annotation marks the transcript as partial. Lineage: Eukaryota; Fungi; Ascomycota; Eurotiomycetes; Eurotiales; Aspergillaceae. The record is from RefSeq and is a predicted model, not a curated record.